UGCAAAAGCCUCUCCAAGGUUGUCCGCUCGCGGGGACUUCUUCUUCGAUCACGUCGGCGAUAAUUCGAAAACCACCAGCUAAUUCUCUGCCCUCGAAUCUCCAAAUCCAAAAUUCGGAAAAAUUCUCCCUCUUUAUUUGUUCAUUUAAUUCAUUUUUGAAUCCGUCAGCUUUGAUUGAGCCCUCUACUACCGGUUUAAAGCCCUCUGGGAUUGUAAAUCCUUUAUAAACACGGCGCCGAGGCUGCUCUGCGUUCAUCUGGAUUCUGGAAUUCGCAAAUAGGAAGCGUAGGCGAUCUUGGAACGGCGAAAAUGGCGAUGUCUCUACAGCCGCAGUGGGCGCUAUCUUGCCAGAUAACGACCUCGGCGAACACCCGGGUCAGGGUGAUGCCGGUUCUCGGGCUUUUCUCCCGUUCAUCACUAAGGUAUCAAGAAGUUAGAAUCAAAUUUAUACCUUGUGCGCUGGCAAGUUCAGACUAUUCUAAAAGGCACCCCAAAAGGAUCUUGAUCCCAAAGACAAAGGCUUCUUCUACUCCAAGAGGAUUUGCUCCUAUAGCUAGACCAUUGGUAGGAACGAGCACUCAAAAAAGAGAUCAAAAUGACACCGAAGACAAAGAACCAUCGCAUACUCCUAGCAGUACACUAACCGAUAAAAUAUUUACUAGGGAUUCACAAGCGGCUGAUAAAAAUUUCUCAGGCAUCCCUUUUACUGCUACAAUUGAUACUGAAUGUGAUGUACCUAUAGUGCGGUCUGGCAAUGAAGAACAUGGACAAGGUCUGGGAACUCAGUAUGUAAAAGUUGAUCAUAGUGACAAAAUAAUAGAAAAUGGGGAAAAGAUUGGCCAGUUCAAUGAAGUGGAAAGGCAUGUGGCCCUUGGUAAUGAUCAGAUAGGCGGAAUAUCGAUAUCAGAAAAGACAUCAAUAGCUGAUCAACAGGAGGAAAAACCCAGUAACCGUGAAAAUAAUUCUGGUAAAGAUGACACUGAUUCUGGGGACUCAUUACUCAAACAUAGAGAAGAAUUUGAUGCACUCAAACAAAGAAAACAAUUGGAGGAUCUUGCUAAUGAAAACUUCUCAAGAGGUAAUAAAAUAUUUGUGACUCCAGAAGUGGUGACUCAAGACCAAGUUAUCAAAGUUUUCUUGAACCAAAAUUUAUCUGUAUUGGCAACUGAAACUGAAAUUUUAAUCAAGGGUGCUUACAAUGGUUGGAAAUGGAAAUUUUUUACAGAGAAAUUGCAGAAAACCAAUCUUAUAGGAGAUUGGUGGGCUUGUGAACUCUAUGUGCCUAAGGAGGCAUAUAGAGUGGAUUUUGUAUUUUUCAAUGGUGCCGAUGUAUAUGAGAAUAAUGAUUAUAAAGAUUUCUCCAUAUCUGUGGAAGGUGAUAUGGAUGAAACUAAAUUUGAAGAAUUCUUGCUUGAAGAAAAGAAGAAGGAGCUUGAAAGACUUGCUGCCGAGGAAAAUGAAAAGAAAAGGCUGGCAGAAGAGCAGCGCCAGAGGGAAGCAGAAAAAGCUGCAAUUGAGUCUGACAGAUUACAAGCAAAGACACAAGUAGAGAAAAGAAGGCAGGGAUUGCAUCAUGUAAUGAAAUUGGCUUCACAAUCAGCUCACCAUGUAUGGCAAAUGGAGCCUAGUUUAUUUGAAGGCGGUGACAGGAUUAAACUGUAUUAUAACAGAAGUUCACGCCCACUUGCCCAUGCUUCAGAGAUUUGGGUUCAUGGAGGUCACAACAACUGGAGUGAAGGACUGUCUAUUGUCAGGGAACUUUCCCGUUCUGAGAAAGUUGAUGGUGAUUGGUGGUGUGUUGAUGUUGUCGUGCCUGAUCAAGCAGUGGUUCUGGAUUGGGUUUUUGCCAAUGGACCACCAGGAAAGGCAGUUUGUUAUGACAACAACAACCUUAAUGACUUUCAUGCUACUGUAUCAAAGGGCAUGCCUGAUGAACUUUUCUGGGUUGAAGAAGAGCAACGAAUCUUCAGAAAGCUUCAAGAAGACAGAAGAAAAAAGGCUGAAAAAAUUGAGCGCGUGAAAGCUGAAACAAAGGAAAGGACAAUGAAAAUGUUUUUGUUGUCUCAUAAGCAUAUAGUGUAUACUGAACCAGUUGAUGUUCAAGCUGGAAAAAUGGUCUCCAUUUUUUAUAAUCCAUCUAAUACUGUCCUAAAUGGAAAGCCUGAAGUUUGGUUUAGGUGUUCAUUCAACCGUUGGAGUCACCCUAAAGGACCUCUACCACCUCAAAAAAUGGUUCUGGCAGAGAAUGGUUCACACCAUAAAAUAACUGUUAAGGUCCCUAUUGAUGCCUAUAUGAUGGAUUUUGUUUUCUCGGAGAAGGAAGAUGGCGGACUCUAUGAUAACAGAAAUAAGAUGGAUUAUCAUAUACCUGUCACGGGAAGCAUUACAAAGGAACCACCUAUGCACAUUAUCCAUAUUUCUGUUGAGAUGGCACCUAUUGCGAAGGUUGGUGGUCUUGGGGAUGUUGUUACUAGUCUUUCUCGGGCAGUUCAAGAUUUGGGCCAUAAAGUUGAUGUUAUUCUUCCAAAUUAUAAUUGUAUGAAUCUUAACAAUGUGAAAGACUUCCAUUACCACAGCACCUUUUCUUGGGGUGGGGCAGAAAUAAAAGUUAUGUUCGGCAAGGUUGAGGGCCUUUCUGUAUAUUUUUUAGAGCCACAAAAUGGGAUGUUCUCGGUGGGGUGCAUAUAUGGUAGAAAUGAUGAUGGGAACAGAUUCGGUUUCUUUUGUCAUGCUGCCCUGGAGUUUCUUCUUCAAAGUGGAUUUCAACCUGAUAUUUUGCAUUGCCAUGAUUGGUCCAGUGCUCCUGUAGCAUGGUUAUUUAAAGAACACUACAUUCACAACGGACUGAGUAAUUCUCAAGUAGUUUUUACAAUUCAUAAUCUUGAGUUUGGGAUACAGAACAUUGCCAGAGCAAUGAUGUUUGCUGAUAAGGCUACGACUGUAUCCCAAACAUAUUCUAGAGAGAUUUCUGGAAAUUCUGCAAUAUCUCCUCAUCUCGACAAGUUCCAUGGUAUUGUAAAUGGAAUUGAUCCAGAUAUCUGGGACCCAUGCAAUGAUCAGUUCAUCCCGGUGUCGUACACAUCAGAAAAUGUGAUGGAAGGUAAGAGGGCUGCUAAAGAUGCAUUGCAACAAAGACUAGGAUUGAAGAGAUCAGACCUUCCUUUAGUAGGUAUUAUUACCCGCUUAACAGUUCAGAAGGGAAUUCACCUGAUCAAACAUGCUGUUUGGCGAACACUUGAACAAAAUGGACAGGUUGUUCUUCUUGGUUCAGCACCAGAUCCUCGUAUUCAGAAUGAUUUUGUUAACUUGGGAAAUCAAUUGCACAAUUCACAUGCUGAUCGUGCACGCUUUUGCUUGACGUAUGAUGAACCUCUUUCACAUCUGAUUUAUGCUGGUGCAGACUUUAUUCUUGUUCCAUCUAUUUUUGAACCCUGUGGAUUGACCCAACUUAUUGCUAUGAGAUAUGGCUCUGUUCCUAUAGUUCGUAAAACAGGAGGACUUUAUGAUACUGUAUUCGACGUUGACAAUGAUAAAGAAAGAGCUCAAGCACAAGGCCUUGAACCAAAUGGAUUCAGCUUUGAAGGAACUGAUGCCGGUGCCAUGGACUCUGCCCUCAACAGAGCCUUCCCUGCUUGGUCCAAUGCUCGGGAGUGGUUCUACUCGUUAUGCAAGCGUGUGAUGGAGCAAGACUGGUCCUGGAAUCGGCCCGCACUGGACUACAUGGAGCUCUACCAUUCCACCAGGAGCUAAGAACUUCAUCAUGGAGAGAAAAAUCUUGUAGAAAUCUCUGUACAGAUGAUCAUUCUUGCAGUUUUUUAUUUCUUAAAGACACUUUCUAAUUAUUGUUCUAUGUAUUUAUUCGAUAGUUCAAAUGUACAAGUGCUACACUACUCUAUUAGUGGAAUAAGUUUUAACUUAUUUUUGAUGA
This is a messenger RNA of Zingiber officinale, 3928 nucleotides long. RefSeq names its product starch synthase 3, chloroplastic/amyloplastic-like. Gene Ontology annotation, molecular function: alpha-1,4-glucan glucosyltransferase (UDP-glucose donor) activity; starch binding. Bases 310 to 3750 code for a protein of 1146 amino acids. The transcript has 16 exons. NCBI's taxonomy places the organism in Eukaryota, Viridiplantae, Streptophyta, Magnoliopsida, Zingiberales, Zingiberaceae. The record is from RefSeq and is a predicted model, not a curated record.